Silurus meridionalis is the source of this 4334-nucleotide messenger RNA. RefSeq names its product kinesin family member 3B (gene kif3b). NCBI's taxonomy places the organism in Eukaryota, Metazoa, Chordata, Actinopteri, Siluriformes, Siluridae. The record is from RefSeq and is a predicted model, not a curated record. Gene Ontology annotation, molecular function: microtubule binding; microtubule motor activity; ATP binding. The coding region runs from base 302 to 2572 and encodes 756 amino acids. The transcript is spliced from 9 exons. Gene Ontology annotation, biological process: microtubule-based movement.
ACUAGUGAGUGUUUGCCGUUGCUAGGCCGCUCCAAGGGGAGGUUGCCGGACGCUGGAUCCUGAUACAUCUUCCAGUGGCUAACCAGAUAGCGAGCUAGCAUGUUAGUUACAUACAUUUGCCUACCCGUUAUGUGAUUGUUUUUGCUAUUUCAAGAGGUGCACAGCUCGUCCGAGAUUUAUUAACGCUUUAAAGAUAACAACAGCCCCGGUUUUGAUGCUGGCCGUGCCAUCACUGUGACUUAAUAUUGCACGCAGUCAAUUUGAUGUCACAGAGUGUAGCAAGUUGGCAGUAGGAGCAAUCAUGUCCAGAAGCAAGAGCUCAGAGUCUGUGAAGGUUGUGGUGCGGUGUCGACCCAUGAAUGACAAAGAGCGUGCUGCAAACUUUGAAAGGGUGGUCUCCAUAGAUGUAAAGCUUGGCCAGAUUAUAGUGCGUAAUCCGAGAAGCGGGUACACCCAUGAACACCCCAAGGUUUUCACUUUCGACUCUGUGUAUGACUGGAACUCGAAGCAGGUUGACCUCUAUGAUGAGACGUUCAGGCCAUUGGUGGAUUCAGUAUUGCUGGGCUUUAAUGGUACUAUCUUUGCUUAUGGACAGACAGGUACAGGAAAAACGUUCACAAUGGAAGGGGUGCGCAAUGAUCCAGAAAAAAGAGGAGUCAUUCCCAACUCUUUUGAGCACAUUUUCACACACAUAUCCAGAUCACAGAACCAGCAGUAUCUGGUCAGGGCAUCCUACCUGGAGAUCUACCAGGAGGAGAUCAGGGAUCUGUUAGCCAAGGACCAGUCUCGUCGCUUGGAGCUGAAGGAGAGACCUGAUACAGGUGUUUAUGUCAAAGACCUUUCUUCAUUUGUCACCAAGAGUGUCUGGGAGAUUGAGCAUGUUAUGAAUGUUGGAAACCAGAACCGUUCGGUUGGCUCAACUAACAUGAAUGAGCAUAGUUCCCGUUCCCAUGCCAUAUUUGUUAUCACUAUCGAGUGCAGUGAGUUGGGUCCAGAUGAAGAAAACCACAUCCGUGUUGGAAAACUUAAUUUGGUUGACCUGGCAGGAAGUGAAAGGCAGACAAAAACAGGUGCGCAAGGAGAACGACUGAAAGAGGCCACCAAAAUCAACCUCUCCCUGUCCGCUUUAGGUAACGUGAUUUCUGCUUUAGUGGAUGGCAAAAGCACUCACAUUCCAUACCGAGAUUCCAAGCUCACACGUCUGCUUCAGGACUCACUGGGAGGUAAUGCGCGAACUGUCAUGGUGGCCAACAUUGGUCCAGCUUCCUACAAUGUAGAGGAGACCCUUACAACACUGCGCUACUCAAACCGUGCCAAAAACAUCAAGAACAAACCUCGCAUCAAUGAAGACCCCAAAGAUGCCCUUCUACGGGAGUUUCAGGAGGAAAUCGCUCGUCUGAAGCAGCAGUUGGAGAAAAGAUCUGGGGAGAAGAAGAAGAAAAGGCGGAAGAGGCGGGUUGGGGAGGGUGGAGAUGAACUGGAUGAUGAUGUGGAAGAUGACGAGGAAGACGAUGAUUAUGAGGUACAGGUAGAUGGGGAUAAGAACAUAGCUGAUUAUUGGCGGGAGCAGCAGGAGAAGCUAGAGAAGGAGAAGAAUGCCAUUCUGGAGGACCACAGCCUGGUGGCAGAGGAGAAGCAGAGACUGCUCAUGGAGAAAGAGAAAAAGAUGGAUGAUCUACAUCGGGAAAAGGAGGCAUCAGAGAUGCUGGCAGCUAAAGUCAAGGCUAUGGAGAGCAAGCUGUUGGUUGGAGGGAAGAACAUUGUUGACCACACUAAUGAGCAACAGAGAAUUCUGGCGCAGAAAAGGCAGGAAAUUGCUGAACAGAAAAGGCGUGAAAGGGAGAUGCAGCAAGAGGUGGAGUGUCGUGAUGAAGAAACUCUGGAGCUGAAGGAAACAUACAGCUCAUUGCAACAGGAAGUUGAUAUUAAGACCAAGAAACUGAAAAAGCUCUUUGCCAAGCUACAAGCAGUGAAGGCAGAGAUCCAUGAUGUCCAGGAGGAACAUAUUAAAGAGAGACAAGAACUGGAACAGACACAAAACGAAUUGACCAGAGAACUCAAGCUGAAACAUUUGAUCAUCGAGAACUUCAUUCCUUUGGAGGAGAAGAAUAAGAUCGUUUUGAGGGCCACCUUUGAUGAGGAGGAUGACACCUGGAAAAUGAAACCCAUUACACGUGUUCAAGAUGCUCAGCAGAUGAUGACAAGGCCAGUGUCUGCGGUGGGAUACAGGAGGCCGCUGAGUCAACAUGCCAUGGCCAUGAUGCACACAGAUCCCAGAUACAGGGCCGAUAAUAUCCUGAUGCUGAGGCUUGACUACUUUACACGCACCACUAAAGAGUACGAGGAACCCAUGAUCGCACCAAAAGUGGCUGCAGCUUUAGAAGACGCACUGAGGGAGGAGGAUGACAUCCAAGUAGAUGCUUCAGCCUUGGCCCAUGCUGGAUUUAACAAGAAACCAAAACCAAGCCGUCCCAAAACAGGCAAGAAGGCGAGCACCCCUACGUCAGCUCAAAGCCCAUCCAGCUCAGGAUCUCCACUUUACCCACAGUCUCGUGGCCUUGUGCCCAAAUAACACUUCUAAAUCCUUACUCCUUCACCAGAUUCUUUAGCCCUGUAGACACGCCUUGCGCUAUUUGACCCUGCUCUGUAACAACAAUCUGAAGGUUGCUUUUAAUAAAAUGUCCAGGUUACGAAAUGUAUACUUUUAAAAUGUAUACAUUAAAUGAGAAGGCUGAUCAUGAUAUGACUUCUCAUCACCAAAAAAAAAAAAAAAAAGCAAGAAAUAACAUUUUUCUAAAUGCUGCUUGCUGGUUUAAAACAAUUAAAAGUGCAAUCACAAAUGGAAUUAUAAUUUUUUUGUUACAUUGGUGUUUAGAAUUGUGUUGCUGUUUUAUUUAAGAUGUGAAAAAAAAAAAAGAGUAAAAUCCUACAUCCUCUUUCUGUUCUUAUCGCGCAUUGGCACAAGUUGGACCACAGUUGGCAAGAACUCCAUAGUAUGUACAUAUGUUGUAUUUAGGUAGGUAGGUUUUCUUUUUUCUUUUUUUUCUUUUUCUUUUUUUGUAGGUUUAACAAAUUGGAAAGGUCACUUGAGGAUUUCAGUGGGUGGGAGUGAGCAAAUAUGUGCUGUAGUGUUAUCUACUGUGUAAAAGAGAGAAAAAGAGCACACUACAUCCCAGGUCCAGUUGCUAGCAGCACCUGCAUCCUUCCUCUCAUUCCUUUAAUGGGAACCAAGUAUGCGAGGAGAGGGGAAGGGUCAGGGAGUGGGUCUGGAUUGGACUGAUGUUCAUUAGAGCUGUAAUGCUGUUCUAUUCGGGUCACCCAAGUUGGAAGGAUUGGAGUGGGGAACACAGCAGGCCAACACACAGUGAAUAAUCAGGGUUCCAAGGUGCCUUACCUUCUCUUUUUACAUAAACAACAAAAGAAGAGACUUUUGAUUUUCACUUACACAGUUUAAAUCUAAAGUCAAGCACCAGUUCAGUGAAGCAACAAUGGAGUGCAAGUUUGUACCGCCACGGUUGUUUUGAAAUAUCACUGUGCUUUCCACUCCAGGGCAUCUGAUGGUACGUGACUUCAUUUUGCCUUGCAAAAACCCCUGUUUAUAGAUCAUUUAAAACGCAUUCUCUGCGUUCUCAGCAUCCGCAUCUCAGUAUUAUGUGAUGCUGGGAGAAUAGAGGGAAAAAAAAAAAACCCACCACAAAUACCACUGCAAUAUGCUCCUUACCCCACCCUCUGCCUUAUCAAUAAGGGUGACACCACUGCUUGCUGCUACUGUAGGGUUUUAAAACCCAUUUAUAAAGUGUGUACUUAUAUAUGUAGAAAUGUCAGUACAUCAUUUUCUUCUAUACUGUUGAACUAAAAUGGCAACAAAAAAAAGAUGAAUAAUCAUAUAGCGACAUUUAAAAACGCUAAUCUAUCGUACUGAACCUGUCUGUUUUAUAUUCAAGCAGCUAUAGAUCCCUUUUUGUGUUUCUUUGGCAUAGAAUGUAAUGUUAAUCUUUCAAUUUUUAGCAUUAUUUAAUGUUGUGUACAUUUAUAUUUUUGCAUUAAGGAUUUUAAGAGGCUAUUUCAUGUUGUCUUGUUCACGUGAUGUCUUCUGAAUGAACGUCUUGAUGCAUCUUCACUUGUGGCAGUGUUUAGCUUCUUCCCAACAUUGUGUUGUUUUGUUGAUUCCAAACACGAUUAACAGGAAAGCCGUUUCGCCAAACCAAAUAGGAAAUAAAGACUUUUUGUUUUAGUUUUUUUGUUUUUUUAAGAAAAAAAAAGCACUAAUGAAAAUGCACAUCCUUUAUCUCGUGUAAUUCAUCCAGUAAUAUAAAUCCAAAUCUGAACCAGAA